Drosophila suzukii is the source of this 1114-nucleotide messenger RNA. RefSeq names its product obstructor-J (gene obst-J). The record is from RefSeq and is a predicted model, not a curated record. Gene Ontology annotation, cellular component: extracellular region. NCBI's taxonomy places the organism in Eukaryota, Metazoa, Arthropoda, Insecta, Diptera, Drosophilidae. Gene Ontology annotation, molecular function: chitin binding.
AUGCAUAAUCGCUUAUUGGUAUUAUGGCUGGUUUUGGGCAUCACCGCAGCAUCGGGAAUAGCCUAUCCAGAUAUAGCCUCAGUAUGUCGGAUUUCCGAUGCCUGGCAAAUGCUGCCCCAUGAGUUCAAUUGCCAACGGUUCUAUGUUUGCACUGGCGACGAGGAGCUGCCCUUCCAGGAGUUUAGCUGUCCGGCGGAGUAUCAUUUUAGCAAGAAGCUGAUGAUUUGUGUGCCCGGAUCCUGCUCCGAUGAGUCCUUGUUGUGUGGACUAGCCAACAGUGUACAGCGAGUUAAAGACGAUUGCUUGCAAUACAGACAAUGCCUCGAGGAUGGAGCCUUCGCUGUGGCCAAGUGCUCUGCAGGAAACUACUUCGACCCGGGCCGCAGAGCAUGCCUUCCCGUGGCCAUAACUGCAGCCCAUCAGUGCAGCUGUGUUCUGCCGGAUAAUGCCACCUUGUCCAAUCCCAGCGACUGUGAGACAUAUUUCCGCUGUCACUCUGGGCAGGCUGAGCUGGUGCAGUGUCCAUCGGGAGCUUACUUCAACGAGGACGUGGGUAGCUGCCUGCCGGAUCACUCGGGCAUUUGCCUGGAAAAGCCCACAAUGCCGCCGACGCUGACGGAACAGGCUCUCGCUCUGGACGAAUGCAUCCGGACGGGUAGCCGCCUGGCGCCGCACAGCCGUGAUUGCCAGCGAUACUAUGUGUGUGCCAGGAAGCGGGUGCUGGAGAUGCGCUGUCCACGGGGUCAGUACUUCGAUGCUGUUCAGCGAUACUGUAGUCUUGACUUGGGCAACGACUGCCAGAAGGCGCAUGUGGUGAAGGAAAAGCUGGAGCAGGAGUCGGAAAAGGAGAAAGAAGUGGCCGUGAUGAACGUCCCAGUCAAAAAUGAAGUGAAGAUUGAGGUGCCCCAGCCAAUUCAGAAAAAUGUUGAAAAAGAGGUGGUCCAUCAUAAAGACAAUCCAGAGUCGGAGACCAAUGCCAAACAGCCGCAGUCUCCAUUGGAGGUAGUCAGCAACUACGACAAGUUCUCUUCCAAGUUCAUUUCAUUAUAAGCGAUUGUUUUAAGCGAUCAAUCUAAUAAAUAAAGCAAUAUCUAACUUCUAAAAAGUAAUUACA